Lathyrus sativus (Indian pea) is the source of this 447-nucleotide messenger RNA. NCBI's taxonomy places the organism in Eukaryota, Viridiplantae, Streptophyta, Magnoliopsida, Fabales, Fabaceae. The record is from the annotation of a GenBank genome assembly.
AUGGGUUUUACUGGAAGACAAGAGGCUUUAGUUACUAGUUCAUGGGAAAUCUUCAAUCUAAAUCUUCCACUUUAUAGUGUUUUAUUUUACACCUUUAUAUUGGAGAAAGAACCUGCAGCAAAAAAUAUGUUUUCUUUUUUAAAAGACGCCAGUGAGAUACCUCAGAAUAAUUCUAGUCUCAAUGCUCAUGCUGAGAAGGUUUUUGGAAUGGUACGUGACGCUGCGGUUCAACUCCAUACAACUGGAGAAAUAGUAUUAGAAGAUGUUACGUUGGGAGUUGUUCACACGCAAAAGAGGGUUGUUAAUUCUCAUUUUGUGGUUGUGAAAGAAGCUUUACUCAAAACAAUGAAUGAAGCUGUUGGAGAUAACUGGAGUGAAGAGUUGAGUAAUGCUUGGGAAUUUGCUUAUGAUGAAUUGGCAGAAGCAAUUAAGAAGGCAAUGCAUUGA